Messenger RNA from Kockovaella imperatae, 2097 nucleotides. RefSeq lists its product as hypothetical. Bases 80 to 1906 code for a protein of 608 amino acids. Lineage: Eukaryota; Fungi; Basidiomycota; Tremellomycetes; Tremellales; Cuniculitremaceae. The record is from RefSeq and is a predicted model, not a curated record. The transcript is spliced from 5 exons.
UCCUCACUUCAAUCAUCGACUUAUCAUUCCUGGCUCUGACAUUGGGCUCCAGUUGGCUCAGCGAGCUAGCUGAAAUAAGAUGCCUAGAGAUCAUAAGAAACACUCUUCACGGACUCAAAAUCAGUCGCACCCUACACCCUAUACCAAGCCCAGACCUCCAUCUCAUCCCUCCCAGCCUUUGGGCAAGCACGCAUCCUCCGAGCUCGACCUAUCCCAAGGAACGGCCGAAGCUGGUCCAUCGAAGUAUCUCAAUUCAAACGAGAGAAAGCGGGCGAGGAAGGAGAGACGUCGAUCAAAAUCGAGAGAUGGUCAAGCAGCUCAAGCAGACCUCACGGCCACUCCGGCGACAGGGGAUGGUCCCAGCUUCCAAGGCGGAGAAGGACAUUAUGGAGGCUUCGGAAAGCCGAAGAUUCUAUCAAAAGCUAAAUCUAUUCUGAGCCCAGCGGCCAAAGCAAACGGUGCGGAGACCUCCAUGGACUCUUCACCGACUCUCAUUACGACUCCCAAGCAUUUGAAGAAGAAGAUGAUAGUGGAUCCUGUGCCGGAGAAGCCAAAAGACGAUGUUAGGGUACAGUUACUGGAACGGCAAUUGAAGAAUAUGAGGAAGGAAACGGAGAAGGUGACGGGAGCUCUAAAUGCACAGAUCGCAGGUUUGAAGGAGGAGAUUCAGGCAUUGAAGAGUGUGGAUGUCGAGCAUCAAAAGGUCAUGGAAGAGAAGAAGAAGAUGCACGAUGCGCUCACUGAAGCGGUCACCUGUCAGAUCUGUUUCGAGCCAUUCAAUGAUCCUCAUAUUCUCACAUGCGGACACGUUGCCUGCAAGGGAUGCUUCAUCAGCUACUUUCGUUCUCCCGGAGCUUAUGCCACUCAUAUGGAAAACAUUGGCCCCGACAAAGAUCUCACACACUUUCGAAAACUGUGUCACACUUGCCGGGCACCCGUCGUCAAUCGACCAUCUAGAAUGUACGGUCUUGCCAGUAUUCUGGAGGCUCUAGGCCUCGAUGCCAACAUGCCUUCGCCAUCUCAAGAACGACCUGCGCCUGCGGAUGACCCUUGGCUCAUGUCGUUCCCUCCCGCCACAGAGGAUUACCGAUACAAAGAUGUGCAUGACAGUGUCUCUCGGUGUCGAGACUGCGGUGGAGAGAUCGACGUGGAUCAGUGUGUUGGAUGUGGAGCUGUCUUCAGCGAGCACGAGUCAAUGGCCGACAGUGAGGAAGAAAUGUGGGAUCUUGGACAUCCCUAUCAUGAUCCCGAUGUCACGGACUCGGAGGCUGAAGCAUCGAAUUCGGGAGCCGAGGCAGGCGGCGCCGCUCUGAGAAGACGUUUGAGGAGACGAGAUCAACGUCGACGGCGAAUGGCAGAAGGCGGCGACGAUAGUGAUGCCGACUCGGUCGUCGACGCAACAGCCGAGGAUAGACAAUUCCGACGCAUCAUGCGAGGCGAGGAAGCUGAGCCGUGGCAGGCGGAUGUCCUCAGGACGCUUGAAACGGGAAAUGUUCCGGCCCGGCGCCGCCGUGCGGCGUCGGAACCCGAAGAUUCGGAGGAAGAUCGACUACAAGGAUAUCUCCAACAAACCCGUCAGAGACGGGAUCAUCUUUUGGACCUCGUUGCGGACGUCGAUGCGCUGGGAGAUGAUGUGGAUUACCCUGAAGAUCCCGAUGACUCGGAUGAGCUGUAUGACGGGGAAGAUUCAGAGCAAUAUGAGGACAGUUUCAUCGACGAUGAAGAGGACUUGGGGCACGUAGAUGGAGGCUCUGACCAGGGCUCGGUACAGAGUGCCUCAAGCGCUUCAGAAGGGGAGAUCGAGGAGAUCGAUGUUGUCGUUGAUGAGCCUCGAAGAGCGGGACGACGAGGGGCAGGUCGAGCCAGGCGAAGGCUGUAUAAUGAUCCUGAUGAGGAAGAUGACUAGACUCGGUGCAGCGACAUCUCUCCCCCGCGAGACUCAUCUCAGAAGUACGGCUGCGAACCGGCAACACUGCAUCGUAUGAUUACCCCAGGCCCUCUGUAAAUUCACGCAUUUCUCCUACCAUGUCUGUCAUUCACACCCAUCUGUUCCAUACAAUCAUGUUCCAUGCAUUCCAACAUGUAUCAAAAAGUGCU